CGGGACAUUCUGUGUUGCAGCUCUCAGAUCUGUUCAGAGGCUGGAUGGGAGGGUGGGAUCGUGUCCCCUGCCCUGACCCAGCCAGGCCUGGGUUCAAGCUCUUGCAUUCCCUAGGACUCAGGCCAGGGCGGGGAGACAGGUCAGGCCUUGGGUCAGACAGUAGGAGGAUGCUACGCAUAGAACCGGGGUGUGGGGGGUGGAGCCCCAAGAGAGGCCACCAGGAGGACCAUCACGUUGGCAGGACCAGGCAGGUGGGACUGGCUCUGGCAAGUUUCUGUGAGUAGGAUCCCAGGCAGCCAGGACCAGGCCCUGCCCAUCCGUGAGUCACCGCCCUACCCCAGCCGGGGUGCUUUUCUGGUUCCUCAUGAAAUGCCCAAUUCCUAAACAUCUGUGGUGUGGCCCCCAUGCCAUGCUGCUCAUCUGCUGUCCUGCCUCCAGGGCCUGGACCUCCUGAAUGAGGAUGCUGCAGCCAGAGAGUCCCCAGGUCUCUGAGGAGGGGACCACUGCCAGCUCCCAGCGGGGUGACUGCAUCAUCUGCUACUCAGCCUACGACCUCACCAGGCACCUGCCACGCAGACUCUACUGUGGCCACACCUUCUGCCAGGCGUGCGUGAGGCAGCUUGACGCUCCGACCCACGAGCAGCGCUGGAUCCCCUGCCCCCAGUGCCGCCAGAGCACCCCCACACCCCGUGGAGGGGUGGCCAUGCUGGACCUCGACCUGGCCGCCUUCCUGGCUGUGAAGGCUGAGUGGGAGCCGUCCCGUGAGGAGCCCCGGGUGCCCCCCAAAGGCAGCACUGCCAUCACUCAGCAGCCAACCAGGCUCUGUCCCUCCCUGGGCACCCAGCCCCACUUCCCCUCAUCCUGGCGCUGCUGUGGUGGCUGCAGGAGCCUUUGCUGGGGUGCCCCUGGCAGUCCUGAGGUCUGAGUCCUGCCCAUAGGACUGUGGCCCACAGCG
This is a messenger RNA of Nyctereutes procyonoides (raccoon dog), 955 nucleotides long. It is a transcript of the gene RNF224, whose product is annotated as ring finger protein 224. The record is from RefSeq and is a predicted model, not a curated record. The transcript is spliced from 2 exons. Bases 455 to 925 code for a protein of 156 amino acids. NCBI's taxonomy places the organism in Eukaryota, Metazoa, Chordata, Mammalia, Carnivora, Canidae.